AUGCUGCGGAAGCUCACCGGGGAGCAGAUCAGCGACUGGUUCACCAUCGGCAAAGCCGUGACCGCCGUCGAGUUCUUGGGCGAGGAGGCGCAGGCUGGCGCCCUGCACAGUCCCCUCUGCCGCCGCCCGGCCCCCCUCGCCGCACGAGAGCCGUUAACGGCUGCGGGGCUGCCUAUCACAGAGAGUGUUGGAACUGAAUAUGCUGAAAAAUACAGACAAGUGGAGGCACAAGAGCUAGAUGUAGUUGGAAAUGACCAGCUUGCCUAUGAACCAGAUACUUCAUUGUCUCAGUGUGAAUCAAGUGAUUGGACUUCUAUACCAAUAAGUAACCAUAAAUGUGUGGAUAUGCCUGUAGCCAAACACAGGGAAGAGAUAGUAUCUCUGAUAGAAAGCAAUUCAGUUGUGAUUGUACAAGGAGCAACUGGCAGUGGUAAGAGUACACAGAUUCCACAAUAUAUUUUGGAUUAUUGCAUUCAGCACUCUAUCUACUGCAACAUUGCUGUUACCCAGCCUCGGAAAAUUGGUGCCAGCAGCAUUGCCAGGUGGAUUAGCAAGGAACGAUCGUGGACACUAGGUGGAUUUGUAGGAUACCAGGUAAGUUUAGAGAACAUUUCCACAAAGGAGACAAGGUUGCUGUACAUGACAACUGGAGUUCUUCUUCAGAAAGUAGUUUGUGCCAAAAGCCUAGCUGAAUUCACACAUAUUUUCAUUGAUGAAGUGCAUGAGCGUACAGAAGAAAUGGAUUUCUUGCUUUUGGUGAUCCGUAAACUGUUGCGUACAAAUUCACAAUCUGUAAAGGUAAUACUGAUGUCUGCUUCCAUCAACUGUAAAGAAUUUGCUGAUUACUUUGCACUUCCUGUUCAUAAUGGUCUGAAUCCAGCCUGUGUAUUUAAGGUGGAAGGCAAGCCUUAUGCAAUCGAAGAAUAUUAUCUUGAUGAUUUGAAGCACACUGUUCAUUUCAAGUUUCCUUCUCAAAGAAUUGAGGAACCAGUAAUAGCAAGGGAAAUGUAUGAAGUAGCAGUGUCUUUGAUUCAGUCCUUUGAUGAGUUGGAGAUGAAGAGUAAUAGGUAAGAUAUAGUUCAAGAACGUGGAAGUGUGCUUGUAUUUUUACCAGGUUUGUGUGAAAUAAGCUACAUGCACUCAUGUCUCUCAAAUAUGUUUAAUAAAAGGUGGCAAGUGUACCCACUUCACUCACGUGUGACAUUAGAGGAACAAAGUAAUGUAUUUUUGACUACAGUUCCUGGCUACAGAAAAGUUAUUCUAUCUACAAACAUAGCUGAGAGCUCUGUAACAGUUCCUGAUGUUAAGUAUGUGAUAGAUUUCUGCUUAACUAGAACUUUGGUUUGUGAUGAGGAAACUAAUUACCAAAGUUUGAGACUUUGCUGGGCAUCUAAAACAAACUGUAAUCAAAGAAAAGGUCGUGCCGGACGUGUUUCCAAAGGAUAUUGUUAUAGGCUUGUACACAAGGACUUCUGGACAGAUUUUAUUCCAGAGAAGUCAGUACCUGAGAUACUGCGUUGUCCAUUGGGAACUACAGUCUUAAAAAUAAAAAAGCUUGAUAUGGGGGAACCAAAAGCUUUGCUGGCAACAGCUCUUUCUCCACCCAGAGUAGGUGACAUUGAACGUACCAUACUUCAGCUGAAAGAGCUGGGAGCGCUUACAACUUGUGUGCAAACAGAAGAAAAUCCGCAUGAUGGUGAGCUGACUUUCUUAGGAAGGGUGUUGGCACAGUUGCCAGUGGAUCUGCAUCUUGGAAAAUUGAUAGUCCUUGGGCAUGUCUUUGGGUGCUUAGAAGAAUGCCUUAUAAUAGCUGCAGCACUCUCUUUGCGAAAUUUUUUUGCAGUACCUUUCAAACAGCAUGUCGAUGGAUACAGGAACAAACUGUUUUUUGCUGGGAAUAGUAAGAGUGACUGUAUUGCAAUUGUGAAUGCAUUUAAGGCAUGGCAGGCCUGCAGAGAAAAAGGGGAGCUGAGACACCCCAAGGAAGAGCUUGAGUGGGGUCGAUCAAAUUGUAUUCAUAUCAAGAAGGUCAGAGAGGUGGCAGAGUUAUUUCACAACUUGAAAAAACGAGUCAGAGCAUUUAACAUGUGUGUUAAUGCUCAACCAUCUGCUAUGGAUCAGGAAUGUGUAUACAAACAACGUUUCAUUUUACAGGUUGUAAUAGCUGGUGCUUUCUAUCCAAACUACUUUACUUUUGGAAAAUGUAAUGAAGAAAUUGCCAUGAGAGACCUUGCUGGCAAAGAUCCAAAAACCACUGUAAUGCUGAAGAAUAUUCCUCCCUAUGGAUAUCUAUACCAUAAACAGUUGCAGUCACUGUUUAGACAGUGUGGGCAGGUAAAAUCUAUUGCCUAUGAUGGAUCAAAGGCUUUUGUGGAGUUCUCCCGUAACCCAAUGGAGGGCUUUAAGAUUCUUCCUGCAGUGUACCUGUCAGUCAAGAUGUCACAGCUGAAAAUUCCUCUUGAGCUGAAUGUUCAUUAUCCAGAUGAUAUCGAAAGGCAAUUGCAAGGUGUGACAGCUGCAAGUGUGGAAUCUAUAAGAGUAAAUGUAGACUGUCAGAAGCAGACAGUGGAGCCUGUGGAAAUCUCAUUUGGUACUUUACAACAGUCAAAGAUGAUCCCAAAUCGUCUUCUGUCCGUCAAGAUAACAGAGAUAGUAGAAGUUGGACACUUCUGGGGUUACAGAAUAGAUGAAAAAAAUAGGACUGUACUCCAGGCUCUGACUGCUGAAAUUAACUACCAGAAUCUGAUGGAUUUGCCAGUGUCUCCACAUCCCGAGUUGGUUUGUCUGGCACCAUUCACUCAUCUGGAAAACAGAGGAUACUAUAGAGCUCGUAUUCUGUAUGUUUGUGGAGACUUUGCUGAGGUUUUUUUUGUGGAUUAUGGCAAUAGAUCAAAAGUGCCUUUAAAGAAAUUAAAAGAGAUUCCAAGCUGUCUUCGAGACCUUCCUUUCCAGGCUUUAGAAUUCAAGAUAUGCAAGAUGCGUCCAUCUGCAAAAUCUCUUGUAUGUGGGGAAUGGUGGAGUUACAGUGCUAGCCAGAGAUUUGCCUCACUAGUAAAUGGCUAUACUCUUCUAGUGAAGGUGUAUUCACUUGUGCAUGGUGUUCUGCAUGUGGAUGUUUUCCGUUACUCGAGGUGCAAAGAGCUUGUGAAUAUUCGAGAUGUGCUUAUUGAAGAAUGUUAUGCUGAACUAGCAGAAGAAUCAUACGAAUCGCAACAAAGCCAUGACUUGCUCAAAGGAUUAUUUUUGGACAAAGAAAAGAAAGAAGAGAAAACACCUGUAUGUUCAAGAGAGGAAGAAAAGCACUUCAUUGAAAGAUUGUUAAACUUGUUUUCUGACAAUAAAUCCGGUGCGCCAACCCAUAAGGUAACAGUUUUUGGCCCAUUCAGUCCUUACGAGGUGAAAUGCUACAGUAUGACUAGAGUAUCCCAGUUCAGAAGUGCUCUCAUACAAAAGGAAAGCAUAAACUCUGUUGUUGUCCAUGAUGCUCCAGAAGAUUCCUUUCAGCAAUUGUUGGUUGCUGCUUCUUUAUCAGCAAAUGCAACUGGAUCUACUGUGUUUUUAGAGGAAACGUCUAUGAUGCCUCCUAUUCCUGGCCUGCUUGCGCUCCUCAGUAUGCUGUUUGCUCCUGCUAUAGAACUCAGGGUUGAUAAAAGUGGAAAGUAUUUUACUGGUGUUUUGUGUGGUUUGGGUUGGAGUCAGACUUGCAGGGCUCCACUGCUUCCAGAAAAUGACAUGGAGCUGACAUUUGAUGUGCAUUUUGGAGUGGAAGACAUAUCAGAGAUAAACAUCCUAAGGACAGCCAUUAAUAAGCUGCUCUGUGAAUGUGCAGUGUAUUCUGGACAAGAGAGAAUGACACAGCUGCAGGAAAACGUUCGUCAGAAACUUCUAUGCUUAAUCUGCAAAUCAAAACCUCGAGAUAUAAUUGUUCCUACAUGGUAUGAGAAACCAUAUGCAUGGAAUCAGGUGGAUUCUCAGCGUAUCAUUGACCAGUCUGAAAAGCAGCAUGAAAGAGGAAACGGUCUUUAUCAGCUACAUAAGCUUGUUGUGUUGAAUGUUUAAGUAUUUCUAGAAGUCUUUCAGAGGAAGGAGGUACUACAACUAGUCUAAAAAUUACUUCUGUCUUUUAUAUAACGGUUGGCGGCUUGUUUUGCAAGACUGUUCCUUAAC
Molecule: messenger RNA, 4167 nt
Organism: Gavia stellata (red-throated loon)
Lineage: Eukaryota; Metazoa; Chordata; Aves; Gaviiformes; Gaviidae
Gene: TDRD9
Product: tudor domain containing 9
Exons: 36
Cellular component (GO): intracellular anatomical structure
Molecular function (GO): ATP binding; RNA binding
Source: RefSeq, a predicted model, not a curated record